CACCAGUAAGAUCCCUGCAUCACCAGAAGACAAUACACAGUGCAUCAUCCAGGAAAAAAGUUAGACCUCCCAGUUAAACAUGACACGAACAAUCACAUUGCUGCUGAUAUCCCUAGGUGUGCUCCUUGCUCUGGUAACAGCACAAUCAAUACCUGACUGUACAGAUGGCAAAGUAUAUACUGAUUGUGGGACCAACUGUCCACCAACCUGCGAUAACCCGGAUCCUGUAUGCGAUAAAAUGUGUGCUCCAGGUUGUUUCUGCCCAAAGGGCACUGUAGAAAAUAUCAGGGGUGAAUGUGUGGAAAAGGAUAAGUGCUGACUCUGAAGCGGGAACACAACAUAUUCCAAUUGUGCCAAUAACUGCCCUGGUGUUGUAUCUCCCCCAAAUUGCCUUAGAAUAGAAUUUAGGCUAGGCUGUGCAUGUAAACCCAACUACGCGCUCCUACCUAACAGCAAGAGAUGUGUCCUUCCACAGGAU
Molecule: messenger RNA, 478 nt
Organism: Bufo bufo (common toad)
Lineage: Eukaryota; Metazoa; Chordata; Amphibia; Anura; Bufonidae
Product: cysteine-rich venom protein 6-like
Exons: 4
Coding region: 80-319 (79 amino acids)
Source: RefSeq, a predicted model, not a curated record